Messenger RNA from Gymnodraco acuticeps, 5967 nucleotides. Its product is annotated as protein mono-ADP-ribosyltransferase PARP14-like. The record is from RefSeq and is a predicted model, not a curated record. Gene Ontology annotation, cellular component: cytoplasm; nucleus. Gene Ontology annotation, molecular function: NAD+ poly-ADP-ribosyltransferase activity; transcription corepressor activity. The coding region runs from base 141 to 4865 and encodes 1574 amino acids. The transcript is spliced from 16 exons. Gene Ontology annotation, biological process: negative regulation of gene expression. NCBI's taxonomy places the organism in Eukaryota, Metazoa, Chordata, Actinopteri, Perciformes, Bathydraconidae.
AGAGACGUCAGUUUAAAUUCUGAAGGAAACCCCUGAGCCUGCACUUGAGACGACUGCGUUCAACCCGGGUACACCAGUGUUUAAUCGUCCUGUAAUGUGGCUAUACAUUUUAAUUGUUUAGUUUAUCAAGUGUUUACAUUAUGGAUGACGCUUUCCAGUAUCCCGUUUUCUUCGAGUGUCCUAAUCUGGACGGAGAAAGUAAAAAGAGGGCAGAACUUUACUUUCGAAAUCGUCGCAAAUCAGGAGGUGGUGAAUGCGGUUCGAUAACAAACCAAGAAAAUAAAGUGUACCGAAUUGCGUUUAAUGACAGAGCAGAUCAGCAAAGAGUCCUGCAGAAAUCUAAACAUGAAGUAAAGUUUGCAGAUGUUCAUCUUGUGCUGAAUGUGCGAGAAAGACCCACCUGCUCACCCAUCACUACCCCAACUACAAGCAAGUUAGUUAGCCUAAAACUGGACUCACCUUCAUCGCAGGAGCCGCCUGAAGAAUAUGAACUACAACCUGACACUUACCUUUUACAAUACCUGAAGGAAUGCCCAAAGGCUUGGGAAGGACUGGAGAUAGAACUAGUCUCUUUGGCUUGCUCUGCUCAGCUGUACCCAGAGGAAGGGAGGGUUUUAGUUAGCUGUUUUACUCAACCUGGUGCUGCAGAUUAUGUUGGAGAUUGGAGAGCAGAGGUUGACCAACUCUUUGAUGGUUACCUGUGCCACUGUGAGGUGGACCCUCACAAAGUUGUAGCUUUGCUUGAGUCCAGGAACUCUCUUCAGACCACCAAUGACGUUAAGGUCUACAGCGAGAAUGGGAUGGCUGUUGUUGUUGGGCAGCGUUCUCAGGUGAACGCCAAGUUGAUGGAUGUAGAAGCCUUGCUUGGUAAACAAAGGCCACGGUUACUUGAGAGGCAAACUUGCAUUUGUCGACUGGGCGAGGCUAAGCUCCGCCUCCUCUGGAAAGAGAUUGAGCACACUUUGCAAAAAGACUUUCCAGGAGUGAAGGUCACGCAGGGAGCUCCAGGUCAGUUGCAUUUGGAAGGUUCUGUCGAGGAUAUUCUUAAAGCUAAAGAUCGGAUCUCUGAUCAGGAGAAGUUGGUAUUCGAAAGGACAGUUUCUGACAUGAGCCCACAUUUUCUUUCCUUCUUGAGAAAUGUAUACAGAGGUCCAGGGGUGCUUGGACAAUUCUUAGGGUUUAGUGACAAUGCCGAAGUAGAGUUACGGGAAACGGAGCUGCGUUUCUUCAGUCUCUCUGCUGAUAAAUUGAAUGAUAUCCAACAAAAACUACAGGAAAAAUUCAAGGAAGUCAAGAUUGAUGUUCCUAACUGCUCCGCUGUGCCAUCUGAGCUUCAGGAAAAGCUAAAGUCCGAGACAAAGGAGAUGAACCAAGGGCAAUACAGGUCCAAGGUUGUGUUUGGCGCAGACAGCAGUGUGUUCUUACUUGGGCACACCAAAGAGGUUGAAGAGCUAAAUGAAGUUGUCAUACAGUUUAUUUUGGAUCAUGCUAGCAUAGAGGGCAAAGUCAAUCUCCCUUACCCAGAGUUAGCGCUUGAGUUACCUGAAUUGUUGCAGCUGCAUGGUUUUGAUUAUUCAGGGGUUACCUUCUGUCCUUUAAUAUCUUCCUCUCGGCCCACAAUAUUGCUGGAAGGUCCAUCUGGCAAAGUGACUGAUGUUAGGAAUAGGCUCGCUACAUUUUUGGACUCCCUUGAUAAGGGCAGAGUCAUCAUUGAAUUGCCAGGGGCAGUGCGGUAUAUUGAAAGCAGCUCUGGAAGGGACAACAUUUUAAGAUAUGCUCAUUCUCAGAAGUGUCUCGUACAGCUCCAAGAACAAGCUUACGCUACUAGACAGAUUUUUGCAUCUGAUGCAGGCGCAGGUCAAGUAAACACAACAGUUGCUAGCUACAGCCUUCGUGACGGGCUCCAGGUGCUUGUGUGCCAGGGUGACAUCUCCAAACAGGAAGCUGAUGCCCUGGUGAACGCUGCCAACGAAGAUCUGGACCAUAGUGGAGGGGUCGCUGCAGCACUGUCUAAAGCAGGUGGCCCUCAGGUGCAGAAGGAAAGCAGAGCUUUAGUAAAGCAGACUGGGAAAAUUCCCACUGGUGACGCGGUAGUGACCACAGGGGGGAACUUAAACUGCAAGAGUCUGGUUCAUGCUGUUGGGCCUGUAAGUGGAAAAGCUGGUGGACAAGAAAGGGUGUUACUGGAAAAAACUGUCAAGUCUGCUUUGAAUUUAGCAGAGAUGAUGGAGUUCAGAUCUAUAGCUAUGCCCUGUAUCAGCUCAGGUUUAUUUGGUGUACCUGUGACUGUGUGCUCUGAGGCUAUUGUAACUGCUGUAAAGGAGUUUUGCAGCCAGGGAGGGCGAAGCCUUAGAAGAAUCAUCCUGAUUGAUAACAGAGGAGAGGUGGUGAGGUCCAUGAAGGAUGCAUGUGAUCGGCUUCUCCAAGGAACAAGUACCGGAAACAGGGCACCAAGUGAUCUGGGGUUUCAUAUGGAUGCUUCUGCCCAAUCCGCAGCAAGAGGAGCCACUGCUGGAGCUCCUGGAGGGGGUGUCCAUGUAGAGAUCAUUCAGGGAUCUAUCGAGAACCAGCAGGUGGAUGGCCUUGUGUCCCCCAUGGUUGGCCAUGAUCCUCUCUCUUCCCGUGUUGGAAACCUUUUGUCCAACAUGGUAGGACCUCAGCUGACUGAAACGUUUUAUAACGAAGCAGGCGGAGCUACAAUUCCUGGUGAAAUAAUCCUGGUGGAGGGCUUGCCUGCACUUCAAUCUAGAGGAGUGUUCUUCAUCAACCUCACUCCCUGGGAUAAUAACCAACAGGGAACUGCUGUCCAGGUCUUGAGAAAUGGCAUCAGAAGAAUUCUGGCUUCCUGUCAGAUCCGUGGCUACAGUUCAGUUGCUCUCCCUGUGCUGGGGGUCGGUGCUGCUCUACGUUUCCCUCACAGCGUGGCAGCGAGGGUUAUAAUGGAGGAAGUCCGUCAAUUUGAACAUAACCGAAUCACUGGAACAUCUUUCGUAGUCCGUAUUAUCGUCCAAUCCACCCAAUCGAGCAAGGCCUUCCAGUCUUGCCAGGACACCAUGCAUCUCAGAGGGUUCACAAACGAUGCUGACCCAGACCAAGCUUCCUUUUAUCGCCAUAUCUCCGCAACUAACGAUGAGGUCACAGCCAUGUUGGGUGGUAUCAAGCUUCAGAUGGCCGUUGGUGACAUCACUAAGGAGAACACUGAUGUCAUUGUCAACACAACUGACUUCUCCAACAACCAAUCUGGUGUGUCUAAAGCCAUUCUGACUGCAGCGGGGCCCAGUGUCCAUACACAAUUGGCACAAGUGGGAACUCCUGCAGACUUCAUGUGUACUACAGGACCUGGGGGGCUUGCCUGCAAGGAAAUCAUACAUGCUAGUUUCAAGAGUGACCAUGAAGUGAUUCGUAAGAAUUGCAAAAAGAUACUGAAGCAGUGUGAGAGCAAAGGCUACAGCUCAGUGUCCUUCCCUGCUGUUAACACUGGUGCAGCUAAUAUGGACUUGACCAAAGCAUGUAAAGCGUUGCUGGAUGGCAUGACCUCAGCUAUUAUGGACUUGAAACCAAGUUGCCUCAAACUUAUCCGCAUUGUCAUCUUCCAGAAAUCGGUCUUUCAGGCUUUCAGAUCAGAGCUGGAGAACCGCUUUGGACAAACAGCCACUCGCCACCUAAGCCUAAGAGAAAAAGCUAAACAAAUGCACAAGAAGUGGCAGGAGACAAGAACAAGGACCACUGCAACACUUCAAGGCAAAAUCUUCGCAUCCUCAAAGCCACCUCCAGCUGUGAUAAGUGUGAUUGGUUGUGGUCCGGACAUCAUCAGGACCAUGACGAGAGAUUUGGAGGGGAUCCUGCAGAAUCAGCUGUUGGAGAAAGACGUGGAUGUGGAGGAUUUCUCCAGGCUUGAUGACAUGGAGCGGGAAGCAGUGCAGGCAAAGCUCAAAGUCUUAGGAGUGAGCCUGGAAUACAAGAAACGUCAAAGUUCUGAAGGUCGGAAUGGGAACAGAGCAAAAAACGCAGCCAGAGCUGAAGCUAGAGAUCGUUCAGGGUCAGGAACAGAGGUCUAUGUGCUGAAAGGCCUGAAAGAGGACGUGUUGACCAUCAUCGAGCUUAUAAACAAAGCAAUCAGAAAAGCACUUAGCGAAGACAUCGAAGAAAAUAAUGAAGCAAUGUUAGCUCUCGAUGUCCAGUGGUCAAUUCAGGAUACAAAUAAAGUCUGGUGCGAGCUGAGCCUGCACGACAACUACAUUCUGGAGGAGGCUCACAAGAAGAAACAAGUUUUUGUAGACAUCACCUCACCAGACAGAAUAAAGGUGUCCGUGAACCUGAAGGAAAAUAAAGCCACUAACCAGCUUACAGGCAUCACCUUCGAAGUGAAAAGGAACGAGUCUGACACAACCUUGGAGUUUCCGGCACAUUGGGAACCUAUGCAUGAAGGAUCCUUUACAAAGGUGGAGCUGCAGCCUACGUCUUCAGAGUACAUGAAUAUAGCGCAGGGCUUCCUCCAAACGGCUAAAUACAACAUUCACAAAAUUGAACGAGUGCAAAACCCCUUCCUGUGGUAUGGCUAUACUGUGCUCAAGAAGCGUUUAUUAGCCACGAAUGACACAGCUGGGGAUGGGGAGAAAUUUCUCUACCAUGGCACAUCAGCAGACUCUUGCAACUGCAUUGAAAAGGGCAAAUUUGACAGGAACUUUGCAGGAGCACAUGGGAUGUCACCGUUCACGCUCUUGAUUUAUCUGGAAAACUUUACGCCUCAAAAGGAAUUGAACGCAAAUAAAGCACAGCUGCUGUAUAUGGAAAGGGAGUGUACUUUGCAGUCACUGCGGCGUAUUCGGCUGAUAGGUUUUCCCCGGCAGACGCGUCAGGCAUGAAGAGGCUGUACGUGGCUCGAGUCCUGACCGGUCGCUACACAGUCGGCCAUUCUGAUCUGAAAGCCCCCCCUCCUCGAGGCUCAGACAAAACUGACUGCUUCGACAGUUGUGUGGACAACCAGCAGAACCCCUCCAUGUUCGUGAUCUUCCACGAUAACCAGGCCUACCCAGAACACCUUAUCACCUUCAGCUGAGUGUAACUAAAACAAAUGGUUUGUUACACUUUGGAAUGUACCAUAAAGAUUAUAGAUAUUUUUUUCGUGAGCUGAUUUGGAAUAGAGAAGCACUUUUAAAUAACUAAAACAAUCAGAUGUUGUGACAAAUAGAAGAGAUGCCAUUUAACACAUCCUCCAUGUGUAUUCAACAGCAUUGUAUUGAAGGACAAAGCUUUAACACUUGAAAUUAUACGUUAAUUUGGGAGAUCCUUUAAUUAAACCUAAUAUCUUCCAAAGCUGAACACUGUAUGUGCCAUACAGUAAAAUGUGAUGCUAGUGUGAUUCUACUUAAAUGUUUUGUAUGCAAUAACUUCAAUCAUGCAACGAUUGUUAUUUUAAGGGUUAUUAUACUUUUAUUUAUUUCAUUUUAAGUAUUUAUUUUGGUUUUAUUUCCUUUUUAAAUUGCCUUUAAACAUUAUGUAUUUAGUUAAGGUAACAGGUUCAACAUUAUGCAUAUUGAAUUGAAUUUUUUUUUUAUUUUCAAUGUUUUUCCAAUAAAUUCACUUGAAUGGUCCAUUUGAGAGACGGUGCACCAUCCUCAACAAUGAAAAUAAAAAAAUAUGAUAUAUUGAUUGAUGUUGUACAUUAUGAUUCAAAGGUAUCGAGAAAUAUUAGCAAUCGUGUCAUUUAGAAAUCACGAACGAGUACAGAAUAUAACCAUUUUAACAUGACAUACCUUCCACAACAAAUAUUCAAACAGUUAAAAAGCUAUUUUUUUAAUUCAUGAAAUUAUACAAAUGCAAGUCUUAUCAAUUCCAAUGUGUUCCAACACGAAUCAGGUUAGAAACAACGAUUGUAUUCUCAUUUUUAAUUAACAAACAACAUCAAGUGUUAAGCUAAAGUCACAGCCUUUUUUCACCUUAUUAAACGUUUGAUCUGAUAAAAAA